Misgurnus anguillicaudatus (oriental weatherfish) is the source of this 1566-nucleotide messenger RNA. RefSeq names its product bradykinin receptor B2 (gene bdkrb2). Gene Ontology annotation, cellular component: membrane; external side of plasma membrane. Lineage: Eukaryota; Metazoa; Chordata; Actinopteri; Cypriniformes; Cobitidae. Gene Ontology annotation, biological process: G protein-coupled receptor signaling pathway; positive regulation of cytosolic calcium ion concentration; smooth muscle contraction. Gene Ontology annotation, molecular function: C-C chemokine binding; C-C chemokine receptor activity; bradykinin receptor activity. The record is from RefSeq and is a predicted model, not a curated record.
GAGACAGGCCGAGCCGAGUGUUCACUAAAGCUCACGGCGCAGGCGAGCUGAACAUCCGGAGAAAAAAUAACACAUCUGGAUUUGCUUUUAGAGGCUCAGCGAGGAAAGAGGUUUAUGCAACUGCUCCAGUUUCACAUCUAUUCCUAGAAAUAUGGAGGCGGAAAACAAUCCAGUAACAACACCAUCAAUCUUUGCUACACUUUCUACGGGCAUCUCCGGUAACAACCUGACCAAUGAUACUCAGUGUCCACACUGGGAAAUAUGGGACUGGUUGUACAUCAUGCAGCCCGCUUACAUGUUCAUCAUAUUUGUCUUGGGAAUCCUCGGCAACGUCUUUGUCCUGUUGGUUUUCGGCCUCCAUAAGAAAGCGUGCACCGUGGCCGAGAUCUAUUUGGGAAAUUUGGCCGCCGCGGACCUUCUGUUGGUCUCGUGCCUGCCCUUCUGGGCCCUCAACAUAGCCAACGGCUUCGACUGGCAGUUCGGCUCGCUGAUGUGCCGUCUGGUCAACACGGGCAUCAGAAUGAACAUGUUCUGCAGUAUUUAUCUACUGGUGCUGGUGAGCGGCGAUCGCUUCAUCGCGCUGGUGCACGCCAUGUCCCGCGGGAGAAUGAGGCGACCUCGCUGUGCCAAGCUCAGCUGCAUGGCUGUCUGGGGUCUAGGGUUGCUCCUGAACAUCCCAACGCUUCAUUUCAGAGAUACCCAAUACAUCCCCGAGUUCAACAUCACGGCUUGCAUUUUGAAGUACCCGACUCCAAAGGUGGGCCUCGUUUGUGACGUUGUACUCAUUUUGCUAGGUUUCAUAGUGCCAAUGAUUGUGAUUUCCUACUGCACGAUUAAGAUCAUCCGAGCUCUUCACGUGCAGAUUAUAGACCGCUUCAACGCGGAGAACACGGAGCGCAAGGCCACGUUUCUUGUCCUGGUCGUGCUGAUAGCAUUUCUGCUGUGUUGGGUGCCGUUCCACGUGGUGACCCUGCUGGAUAUUCUGUUCCGGGUCGGAGCUCUGGCCGGAUGCGACGUGGGAUCGGCCAUUGACAUCUCUAAUCAAAUAAGCACAUACUUGGCUUUAAGCAACAGCGUGUUGAACCCGAUACUGUAUGUGAUUGUUGGUAAGAACUUCAGGAAGAAGGUCAAAGAAUUAGCAAAGCAACUCACAGAAAAGAGAAAAGAUAUUGGAGGAUCGACACGAUCACAAACCAUAUCAACCGUAAAGACCCUCACAACACUUUAACAACACAAAGUGUGAAUAAAGUUUACAGGCACAUAUUUACAAUUCAGAAAUUAUUUAAAUUAUAACUUAAAUGAUAUGGAGUUGGCUGAAACAUACAGCGAUGCAUUAUGAUUACAAUUACAAACCGUCCACUGUUAACCCAGAUAUUGUCUUUACUUAAACAAACAAGUAAACAUCACUUAAUAUUUUCUGUUUUGAAGCCAAAGCUUAAAAAGUUUAGUUGAUUUAACUUUUAAGCUUACAAAAUCCAUUACACUAAAUCAUUCAAGUAAAAUUAUUAGUUUUAAUUUUGUGUUAUAAUACCAUUUAUGACAUCAAAAGUAAUAUAAAGUGAUAAA